This is a messenger RNA of Penicillium chermesinum, 2292 nucleotides long. Its product is annotated as putative DUF221 domain protein. Gene Ontology annotation, cellular component: plasma membrane. The coding region runs from base 1 to 2292 and encodes 763 amino acids. The record is from RefSeq and is a predicted model, not a curated record. The transcript is spliced from 3 exons. NCBI's taxonomy places the organism in Eukaryota, Fungi, Ascomycota, Eurotiomycetes, Eurotiales, Aspergillaceae. Gene Ontology annotation, molecular function: calcium-activated cation channel activity.
AUGUCUUUCACCACAUCUGCGGCGACAGCUAUGCUGACCGCGCUUGCGAAAGACCCCAAGACUCCCGAUGAUGGUAGGCCUGGCCGACCUCCGACCGACGGGCAACGCGAUCUGUACACCCAGUUUGUGAUUAGUUUCGCCCUCGGCCUGGGAGCCUUUUUGGCCUUUUGUGUACUGCGACCUAAAUGGACUGAGCUCUACGCUGCUCGGAGGAAACAGAGAAAUGCUGCUUCGCAAUUGCCAGAGCUUCCCGAUAGCUUUUUCGGUUGGAUACCAGUCGUUUAUCGCAUUACGGAGGAGGAAGUCUUACACUCCGCUGGGCUGGACGCAUACGUGUUCCUGUCGUUCUUCAAGUUCGCUAUUCGGCUUCUAUUCUCCGUGUGCAUCUUCGCCUUGACUAUUAUCCUACCUUUACAUUAUGCGAAUACCGGCAAAUACGGAGUCCCGGGAUGGGACGAUAUUGUUCCACCCGAGAAUGGUACGACUUCUUCUCUGGGAAAGGGGAAGAAGGACAAGGACGAGCUAUUUGAUUCGCCUUAUCUGUGGAUGUAUGUGGUCUUCCCUUACAUCUUCACUGGGUUGGCCUUCUAUUUCUUGUUGCAAGAAACAACGAAGAUCAUUCGUACUCGACAGUCUUACCUUGGAAACCAGACAAGCACUACGGAUCGCACGGUUCGCCUUUCGGGAAUCCCAACCGAGUUGAAAUCGGAAGAUGAGAUCAAAAAGUUUGUGGAAGGUCUAAGAGUCGGCAAAGUGGAGACGGUCACUCUGUGCCGAAAAUGGGAAGAGUUAGACCGACUGAUCGACGAACGCAUGGAAAUUCUUCGGUCUCUGGAAAGAGCUUGGACAAAGCAUAUCGGAUAUAAACGUCGACAUGAUGAGCGGCGGCAAGACGGGGAUAUCCUUCCCUUGACCUACCAGCCUCCGUUGGACGAAGAUCAUGAGCGCUCACGACUUCUAGCGGGAGUCGAGCAACCACAUUACAUUUCUGACUAUACCAAUGAGCGACCGCGGGUCCGAGUAUGGUAUGGGUUAUUCAAGCUUCAGCACCGAAGUAUCGACGCCAUCGAUUACUAUGAGGAGAGGUUGCGCAAGAUCAAUGAACAGAUCCUGGCAGCUCGAGAAAAGGAAUAUCCCCCAACGAGCGUUGCUUUCGUCACCAUGGAGUCGAUUGCAGCCUCUCAAAUGCUUGUCCAGGCGACGAUUGAUCCGCACCCUAUGCAAAUGUUCGCUCGCCUUGCCCCUGCUCCCGCUGAUGUUAUCUGGAAGAAUACAUACCUCUCUCGUCCACGCAGAAUGUUCCAGUCAUGGUCGAUUAGCAUCAUGAUCGGCUUUCUGACUAUCUUCUGGUCCGUUCUUCUCCUGCCGAUCGCCUCGCUCCUGGACCUCGAGACAUUGCAUAAAUUCUUGCCAGGCCUUGCCGACGCCCUCUCUCAGCACCCUAUCCUGAAGUCGCUCGUGAAGACUGGUCUCCCAACCUUAGCAUUCUCGCUGUUGACGAUCGCGGUGCCAUAUCUAUAUGAGUUCUUCGGUACAGCUAGUGGGUUUCUCGGCUUCUGGGAAAACCUGCGUGAUGCUUUCAAAGACACAGAGACCAUCGCAUUCGCCUUGGCCAACUCAUUGGAAGGCCUUGCCCCUUUCUAUAUCAACUUGCUCGUCCUUCAAGGCUUGGGACUCUUUCCUUUCCGACUUCUCGAAUUCGGUAGUGUCGCCCUCUACCCACUUCGUUUCAUGAUGGCGAGCACUCCCCGGGAGUACGCGGAAUUGUCCACGCCGCCUCAGUUCAGCUACGGGCUUUCCAUUCCACAGACCAUCUUGAUUUUCAUCAUUUGCAUUGUGUACAGUGUGUUCCCGAGUUCUUGGCUGAUUUGCAUCUUCGGCCUUGUCUACUUCAGUAUAGGGAUGUUCAUCUACAAAUAUCAGCUGCUCUAUGCGAUGGAUCACCAGCAGCACUCUACCGGGCGAGCGUGGCCGAUGAUUUGCAACCGUGUGUUUGCUGGUUUGGUCGUGUUUCAACUUGCCAUGAUCGGUGUUCUGGGUCUUCAGCAAUACGUGACUCGUGUGCUGGUGUUGCUCCCUCUCCUUGCAUUCACCGUCUGGUUUAGUUAUUGGUUCUCUGGGACCUACGAACCGCUGAUGAAGUUCAUUGCUCUGAAGAGCAUCAACCGAGAUCAGCCAGACAAUAGCGAGACAUCCCCGUCUCCCCUUCGACAACCUUUUCACCACCAUCCGGCCUCGAUCGUGACGCGAUGCCUAUCCAUAUUGGAGGGCGCGAUUUGGAGCUACGGCUGA